GUCAUCGGCUAGCGGCGUUAGGCAACAACAGCAAUUGUCCGUUUGCUCCAAUACGACGGCAUUUAGUUGAUUUUGCGGCGACCACUAUUGUGUGCGACAAUAAUAAAUAGUGACUGUUCCUUUUUGGGAAAUUCCAGUGAUUUUUGCUAAUGUUGACAUUGCUCGAAUUAUUCAUUUUAUAUGAGUGUUGAUUUUGUUUUUCAGUGUUCUUUUAUUUGUUUCAUACAUUUUGUUUUGAAUCGAGCUUACGUUUUUGUGUGCCUUUUAAUAUAAUAGCCGAUGUGUCACUUGGAUUAAAUCGAUGGACAAAGUAUAACAAACAUACGUUCUCGAGAACGCAAAAAAAUAUGAAGUGUGACUUUUCAACCGAAUAUCCAUCAGUCUUCGCUGAAGAAAAACCGAACGGAUUUUACUUUUUAAAUAGAAAUCGAAGUUGAUCUCGAAGAAAAAUUCAACACAAAAACUGUGCGUAUGGAAAAUUGUGUGUGAAAAAAGAUCAUACGAAAAAGAAAAAAAAAACACAAAGUGAAAAAGAAAUAAGCCAGCCCCAAAUAUAAGCAGGCCCAACUGAAAACCAUGGAAAAAUGUUGUAAAAUCCGAUGAAAACUCCAGAAAAUAUUUCAAAACGACGAGUACGUGUACCGUUUCAACAGGACUUUGUUCCAAUAAACAAAACCAAUUUCAAAAAUUAGUUUUUCAAAAUUCAGUUUAAACUGUGUAGUAUAACAUCGCGGUGAAAAAAUCGUUGGCACAUUCAAUAGGCGGAAACAACGUAGUUGGAUAAAUUAACUAUACAUAUCGUUUUGAGUUGUAUGAUUUCAACGAUGCAUGUUGGUUGCAUGUAGUGUUCCUGUGGAAAAACGCGUUACAGUAAAUUGUCGUCGUCACUUUGGGUCAGAAUCAUCAUCAAGCUCAAUUCUCAAGCGAUGAUUAGCAGUCGCAUUGUUCGUUUGUAGUUCGAACAGGAAGCCAAACAGCGCAAAAACGUGAAUAUAAUUACACUCGACCGAACAACAAAGUUUCAUCAAUUGAAACAGGGAUUAAUUAAGGAAAAUAAAAAAAAGAGCAGACACACACACACACACACCGUAAGCGAUGGCUGAAAACGUAAAAGUAAUUGUUCGGUGUCGACCGAUGAAUGAAAAGGAGCGUAAUAUGAAAUGCAAGAACAUCAUAAAAGUCGACAAAUGCAUGAUUAGUAUACAAAACCCGGCCGAUUUAACCGCACCAUCAAAGGAAUUCACAUUCGACAGUGCCUACGAUUCGAAAUCGUCCACUGAAAACAUAUACAAUGACAUUUGCUACCCACUGGUUGAGAAUGUGUUGGAGGGAUACAAUGGAACGGUGUUUGCGUACGGUCAAACUGGGUGUGGUAAGUCGCACACAAUGCAAGGGCCUGAUACACAUCCCGGAAUUAUAUUGACUAGUGAACAAAUCGCUCAACGCGGUCUCAUAUCACGUUCCUUCGAUCACAUUUUCGAAGCGAUGUCGGUAACGUCCGGUAUUCGAUAUCUUCCGUUAGUAAGCUACUUGGAGAUUUACAACGAAAACAUUCGUGAUUUGCUCAAUCCCAACAUUGCAUCGGGUACAUUGGUUUUGAAAGAGCAGCCAAAUGAAGGUGUUAUCGUUCAGAAUUUAUCGACACACGCUGUACACAGUGCAGAGGAGUGCGAACAACUGUUAACCAUUGGUACGAAGAAUCGUAUGGUCGGUGCCACUCUGAUGAAUGCAGGUAGCUCGCGAUCACAUUCGAUUUUUAUCAUAAAUCUGGAGCAAAUAACAACUUCAAAUGGAGCUGCUGCGACUGAAGAAGACAAUAUUGCAACAAUCAAAAAGGGAAAAUUGAAUCUCGUUGACUUGGCCGGAUCGGAAAGACAAGCCAAAACUGGUGCAACUGGAGACCGUUUGAAAGAAGCCACGAAAAUUAAUCUUUCGCUUUCGGCACUUGGCAAUGUGAUUUCUGCAUUGGUCGAUGGCAAAUCAAAACAUAUUCCUUACAGAGAUUCGAAACUCACCCGACUCUUACAAGACUCGUUAGGAGGAAAUACGAAAACGAUUAUGAUCGCCUGCAUUUCACCCGCCGAAUUUAACUAUGAUGAAACAUUGUCGACCUUGAGAUAUGCCAGUCGUGCAAAGAACAUCAGCAACAAACCUGUGAUAAAUGAAGACCCCAAAGAUGCUAUGCUACGUGAAUAUCAAGCGGAAAUUUUGAAACUGAAGUCACAACUGGCCAAUAGUGGCAUGACAAAUGGGGUUGAAUCGUCUAUUGACUUGGAGAUGAAGAAGAAUAUCGAAGCAGAAAAGGAAAAAUUGGAAAAUUUUUAUGAAUCCGAAACUGAACGCCUGAAGAAUGAACAUGAAAAUCAACGAAAAGAAAAGGAGGAACUGAUGAAUGAUAUGGAAAAGCUCAAAGCCCACUACGAGGAAAAAAUAUCGGCCCUGAACACACAAGCCAAUAAACUACCACAAAACAAUGAAGUGAUUAAUAAAAUACAAGCAUUGAAGAGCUCAUUAGUUGGUGGCGAAUGUGCAAAUAACACACAAUUGAAAGAGAAACGUCGACGCAAGAAACUGGCCGCUGAGCAGCGAAUGAAUGCCAUUUCAAUGGCACUUGAUAUGUGUGAACACGGUGAGGCUCGUGAUAUUUUACAAGGACACUAUACUGACAUUCAACAGGAGCUAAAAUUGAAAACCGAUGCUCUCAAAGCUAUUUCACGGAAGGCCUAUGCGCUGGAACGAGAAGUGAGUGACUUACAGUCCGAGUUUCAACUCGAUCGAACCGAUUAUCUUGAAACCAUUCGCAAAUUGGAGAAAAAUUUGAAGUUUUAUCAGCAAUUGAUUGAGCUAUCGCUACCGUACCUGAGAAAAAGUGGCCGGCUUUGGGAUCCGGAAACAAUUAAACAUGACUCGAUUUGGAAUGAAGACUUGAACAAAUGGAAACUACCAGAAGAUUCAAUGACACGGCUUCGUUUACCGCCUGCAGACAACUUGAAAACGUUUCGUGAAGCGGAAAAAGAGGAGAUUUUAGAUUCUGAAGUAAAUCACAACUUCGAAGCGGAUAUGUAUUUGGAAAAGUUGGAGCAAGACAAUGAGAAGAAAAUGGAACGAUCAGAUGCCAAUGAUAUUUUGGGUACCUAUUUCCGACCGCGUCGUGCUGCUGAGCUCAUUCAUCAGAAUAAAGUGUUGAAUUUCUGGAAGGAUUACUCGAAGAAAAAUAAUCGACCAUCGUAUAACAGCUGGAUGACGCCCACAGCGCUAGCAAACAAUUUAUCGAGUCCCAGUUCGGCGACCUGGCAACCAAUACCAAAUUCUGCCGCAUUGAAAUCGAUACGAAACGGUAAUGUGAUAGAUCAUGAGAGAAAGAGGUUAGAUGACGUAAUGAAUAAACCCUAUUACGGCGUACGACCAACUUCAAAUGUUUCUCUCGCCCCAAACACUUGUAACAUGUAUAAACCACUAAAUUAUCUACAUUAUUUUAAUGAGACAGGCGAUCGAACGCUCCACUCACUAAGGAAACCCAUCACACCGGCACCAUUCUUACGUGACGAUGUCAUCUGAAUUGGCAUCCCUCUUUGAAUUGGCAUGAAUCUGAAUCUUUAUCCCUGAAUUGGCUUAAAUCUUCAGACAAAAGGCUGCAAAUCUGUGGUUACACACAUCUCUAUCUCCUUAGGUUUUCAUGCACUUCGUGAUUUUCCCGAAUAACUGCUACAGGACACUUGACUCUAACAUACUCAAUCAACUAUCUCAAAACUAUGUCUAUUACUUUUCGAACAAUUUUUGUAUUUCUAAGACUUUAUCAUUGACACAUUUCGAAUGAACGAAAGCAUCAGAGCUUUACGUUUAGCUUUAAAUACCAAAAAUUAGGCGUGAACUUAUUCGCUUAUUUUCCUGAAAAAAAAGAAAAACUAAAAAUUGUUACAUUUUAAAUUGUCUAUUAAUGUUGAUGUUCAAAUGAUUUAAAUAUUUUGGCCAAGAAACGAAAAACAAAGAAAAAUAUAUAUGCAGAAAAUUA
Messenger RNA from Sitodiplosis mosellana (orange wheat blossom midge), 4012 nucleotides. RefSeq names its product osmotic avoidance abnormal protein 3 (gene Kif3C). Gene Ontology annotation, molecular function: ATP binding; microtubule motor activity; microtubule binding. The record is from RefSeq and is a predicted model, not a curated record. The coding region runs from base 1096 to 3558 and encodes 820 amino acids. The transcript is spliced from 9 exons. Gene Ontology annotation, biological process: microtubule-based movement. NCBI's taxonomy places the organism in Eukaryota, Metazoa, Arthropoda, Insecta, Diptera, Cecidomyiidae.